CGUUUGAGGGUUUAACUCAUUUUUUUUUCAGAUUCCAGGAAAUAUUGAUUCGGAUCAGUUUUGCUUCAUAUGCGAUGAACUUUGUGGUGGAGGAGUUAGCUUGCGCGACUUCUCAUGUUCAUUAUGUUGGCGUGUGAUACAUACAGCUUGUAUGAGGAAGAAUGUCUCUGGUUAUUGCGAUUUUGGUUCAUAUCGUUAUUUCACUUUCCCGCCAGAUAACGUCUACACUAAACGCGUUGGAAAGCGAACGGUGAUCGAAGAAGUUGUACUACCAGAACAGGAAGAUUUCAAGCCUAUAAUCGCUUUGGUUAAUACAGUAUGUGGCUCCUGUACUGGGAAGUUAGUGUACAGGACCUUCCUCCGCCACCUACAUCCGAAACAGGUUAUUGACGUUCAGAAAGACAACAUCAAAGUGGCUCUGCAAUGGAUUGAUGACAAUCUUGAGGCGGAUGUACGUCUAAUCGUAGCUGGUGGUGAUGGUACUAUCUCCAGCGUUCUUGAGAUACUGGAGGAUUUUCGGAGAAAGCCACCGUACCUCAAUGAUGUCCACGCAGCUGCCCUGCAAAAACUAGACCGUUGGAAAAUUAUGAUAAAGUCUAAAAAUCAGUUUGGACGAAGGACAGUCAUCAAAAACAUGAAGAUGAGUAAUUAUGUCUCCAUUGGAGUUGACGCCAGUGUCACUUUGGGUAUGCAAAAAACCAGAAAAAACCUACCAAGGGCACUAAGUAGCAGAUUAGUUGAACUCCCUGAUAUAGAAGGAAUUGUGUUCUUGAACAUACAGUGCUGGGGAGCUGGUGUGCAGCCGUGGAAAUACGCGGAUGAAGAGCGGCCCCAAAAUUUAGAUGAUGGUGUGUUCGAAGUUUUCGCGGUGACAUCAUCCUUCCAUAUUGCUCAAAUGCAGGUUGGGCUAGCCUCACCACUCUUCAUAGGCCAGGCGCGGAAAGCUGUUGUUGUUACGAAAAAUGGAUCAAAACUUCCUAUGCAGUGGUAUGUUUUUACACUUUAA
Messenger RNA from Strongylus vulgaris, 1006 nucleotides. The record is from the annotation of a GenBank genome assembly. Lineage: Eukaryota; Metazoa; Nematoda; Chromadorea; Rhabditida; Strongylidae.